Molecule: messenger RNA, 905 nt
Organism: Drosophila innubila
Lineage: Eukaryota; Metazoa; Arthropoda; Insecta; Diptera; Drosophilidae
Product: 3-oxoacyl-[acyl-carrier-protein] reductase FabG
Exons: 1
Coding region: 7-774 (255 amino acids)
Molecular function (GO): oxidoreductase activity
Source: RefSeq, a predicted model, not a curated record
GACAAGAUGAGCCUCAGCGACAAGGUGGUGAUUGUGACGGGCGCGAGCAGCGGCAUUGGAGCUGCCAUUGCGGAGGUCUUAGCCCGCGAGGGGGCGCAAGUGGCGCUGGUGGGACGCAAUGUGUCCAAUUUGGAGGCAACACAGGCGACGCUGCAGCAAAAGUACAAGGGCAUCAAGACAUUGAAUGUGGUGGCCGAUGUGACAAAGGAGGCGGAUCUUAUUGUUCAGCAGACGCUCAAGAAAUUCGGACGCAUCGAUGUAUUGGUAAACAAUGCCGGCAUCUUGGCAAGCGGUCCAUUGGCCGAUCUGGACAUUGUUGAGUUCGAUGCGGUGCUCAAUACGAAUCUGCGUGCCGUCGUCCUACUCACCAAGGCCGUGCUGCCGCAUCUGGUCAAGACCAAGGGCGCUGUGGUCAAUGUCAGCAGCUGUGCAGGAUUACGUCCAUUUGCUAAUGCCCUCAUCUAUGGUGUCUCCAAGGCGGCCCUCGAUCAGUUCACCAAAAUUGUUGCCCUGGAAUUGGCACCGCAGGGAGUGCGCGUGAAUUCCGUGAAUCCUGGAUUUGUACAGACCAAUAUUCACAGUAGGAUUGGCAUCAAGGAUGAAGCCUAUAAAACUCUGCUGGAUCGUGCCAUCAAUUCGCAUCCUCUUGGCAGAGUUGGCGAUGUCUUUGAAGUUGCCGAAGCGGUGGCAUUCUUGGCCAGUUCCAAGGCCAGCUUCACCACCGGCGCCCUCUUUCCCAUCGAUGGUGGCAAACACAAUCUAACGCCACGUUAGGUCGUAACCUUGCAUUCUAGUUGCCCAUCUGUAUAUCUUCCCUUUAUAUCUACUUACAUUUGUAUUAUAUAUAAAAGUCUUUUUUUUUGUAAUUGUCUAAAGUAAAUGUGCAAUGAAUACUACGAGUAUUU